Lachancea dasiensis is the source of this 1245-nucleotide messenger RNA. The record is from the annotation of a GenBank genome assembly. NCBI's taxonomy places the organism in Eukaryota, Fungi, Ascomycota, Saccharomycetes, Saccharomycetales, Saccharomycetaceae.
AUGGCAUUGAGACCCAAGCGUAAAGUGGGUGUCGAGCCUAGAAGUUUUGUGCAGCGGGCUGUUGAUAAUAUUAAAAUGGUUUUAGUGGACUCGAAACGGAAGAGAAGCCAAGCUUUUACGUUUGGAUGCGUAGCGGCUGUCUUGACGAUCCUAUAUGUAUUACAAGCUUUCGUCUUCCAAAAAAGCCACUACGCUCAUUUUCUUCCCCAGACACAUGGUCAUUACCUCACAGAGAUCACCACCUCGCGGCCUUUGAUUUUCCCUGCUAUCGAAAAUGCGCCUAUCCUAAAAGAUUUGAACCUGCGUGGGCUGCACACUUUGCGGAUCGAUAUCGAUGGGAACAAAAAAUACAUCUUGAAGGAGGACCACCAGCCAACCUCUGACAAGGAGAUGAAGGAAAUAACUGACAAUGUUGAAGUUGUGAAACGGCAAUACUUGGAUCACGGAAAAAUGGUGUUUCGCAAGGGCUCUGAGUCGCCUGAGAUUGUCGUUGUUACCAUGAUAGACUACGAUAAUUACGACACCACAACGCUGAUUAGUGUCGUCCAAAAUAGAGUUGACUAUGCCCAAAGGCAUCGCUACGGACUUUAUGUGCGUUGGGCCCAAGAAUUCAUUCCAACCAUCGAAGAGCAGGACUUGGCCAAAUCCUACGAUUAUAUCAAGCCUUUGGUAAUACGUGCAGCGAUGCAUGCAUUCCCUAAAGCCAAGUACUUUUGGUUUCUAGACCAAAACGCCCUGAUCAUGCGUACCGAUUUGUCAUUGCAAAACCAUCUGCUUGACCGGAAAAUCUUGGAUUUGGCUGUGAUGAAAAACGUCCCCGUUAUAAAGGACUCCAAUAUUAAGACCUACAAUCAUUUCGUCACCGAGAAAGCGGAAAUUGUCCUGCCCAGAACAAAUGAUGGUGAGAUCGAUGCGUCCUCUUUUAUCGUCAAAUCAGGCAUGUAUGGCAAAGCUUUUCUGGACUAUUUGGGCGACCAAUUGAUACGAGGAUAUAACUGGCCAUCUUUGUCUGCCAGCAUGGCCCAUGCCUUGCAAUGGCAUCCUAGCUUCCUGGCCAAGACGGCUCUAGUGGUACCCAGAACUGUCGCGAGUGUCUUCGAUCCUUCCAAACCUGUGACGGAAAAUGCCGCUGUCGAUGACUUCCAUUACAUCGAAGGAGAUUUCGUAGCCUCUUUCGAUGGCUGCAAGGCGAGAAAGUCGUGUGCUGAGGAUGUUGCCACGUUUUAUCAACAAGUUCAAAAAUGA